Messenger RNA from Xyrichtys novacula (pearly razorfish), 3287 nucleotides. The record is from the annotation of a GenBank genome assembly. NCBI's taxonomy places the organism in Eukaryota, Metazoa, Chordata, Actinopteri, Labriformes, Labridae.
AUGGCCUCUAUUGGUGCAUUAUUAAUGUUUCUGCCUGUUGCAUGGACAUGCUCACCUCAAAAAGCAGGUGAGAUAGUUUUGACACUAUUUGGUAAAGGCUGAUGCUAUUGUCAUAGUUUUAAAGAAUUAUUUUAUGCUUAUGGUAUUUUGUAUUUAAGUCAUACUGGAGAUUUUAUUUACAGUUGCCAAGGUAACAAAUUAGAUUAGACUUUAUGCUUAGACAUGGAGAAAGGUCUCAACUAACAAAUUAAGCAAGAAAAGUUGCACAAAUCAAAAAAAGUUUAGAGAUUAUUCACAGAAAAUCUGAGUGAUUGUAUACAUGUAGUACAAGAUUCAAGAAAAUGUAAAAGUGGAAACAGGUUUAAGUUUGUCUUUUCUUCUUUAGACUACGUUAUGGUGUCGUGUUUUCCCAACACCAUAAUUGCAAACGUCCCUGAGUGCCCGUACGGCUGGGAGAUCGACCAGCUCUCUCUGGGUGGGGUCUGUUACUCGGGGGUACACAGUCCAGGUUACUACCGCUUUGUCAUCUCAGACCUGACUCCCAGAAACCACUCGUACUGCGGCACCCAGUCUGAGGUGAGACAUCCCAUAAGCCGGAGGUAGUUUUCAAUUCUUAUUUUCUUUAUUUGUUCUGAACAAAAAAAGUAUUUAAAAACGACUUAUUUUGACAUGCACUUAACGACAGCAUGUCACUAUCAACCUGUUGCAUCAAGAGGGGGAUGGGGCAGGAGAGAAACCCCUGAAAAUAUAACCUAAAGAAAAAAAGGUGUUUGAAAAAAAAAUUUGUAUUCAUGUCAAUGUGGUCGAAGAAAAAUAUAGAAAGCAGAAGUCUUUUAGUUUUCUUUUUAAAAAUGCCGACCUCCAUUAUUUUCCACAGUACAUGCCCGGUAAGGACCCCAAGUACAUUUUCUACAACUCCAUCGUGUCAAACGACACCUCGCUCACAGUCAGAAACCAGCCCGUGAACUACACCUUCAGCUGCGUUUACCGAGCAGCCUACCUGGUGAAUAACGCCGUCUUCAGCCAAAGGUAAGCAUCGAUCCGGAGACGCGAUGCGACCGCAGUCACUGAGUGGGCGAUCUGUGCAUUCUGACCCAAAUACUUGCAGCCUUUUUACUAAACCCUCUGCUUUUUCCAGAGUGGCUACAGUUUAUGUCAACAACGGGAGUUUAGGCACUUUUAGGUCACAGUUGUCUAUGGGUGUGUUCACGGUGAGUAGACCCUCGCAACUCCGUUUCACCAAGGGGAGUAUAUUGCAAUUCAGUUAUGCUACUCUUGAAUUAUUUCAUAAACUCAGUGCAGAUUAGAAAAAUCAAAGUAUAGGUAGAAGUUGUUGAAUGUACAUCUGUCAGUCAUUUUGUGUGAUUAAAAGACUUUUUUUGGGUGGUCAGAUGAUUGAAAAACAUUUUUACAUUUUAUUUUACAGAAUUCAAAGUUUUUGUAUGUGAGGGAUGCGCCGUAUGUGAUUGACACGUCUGAGAUUGGCUCUGAGGUCUUCAUGGGUAUAGAGGCAAAAGGACUAAGUAACAGGUACAAACGUAACAUAUUUCAUCAAGAUUUUCAUGAUAAUCCUCAGAGUAUAUAUUUCUAUAACUUGAUUGCCUCUCUAUGUUUUCCAAAGUUUUAAUGGUGUCUUGCCAUCCAUCUAAGGUUCAAAGUUGUAAUAAACAACUGCUGGGCCACUCCCACUCCUUACUCAACAGACAAGAAGAGGUGGAGUCUCAUCCUUAACAGGUACUAUCAUUUUUCAAAGUCUUGUCUUGAUUUGAGUUGGAGUGUUGUGCAGGGAAAGGUUCAGGUCUUCAGUCAGAUCCUGGUUUGCAAAGACUAUAGCAUCUUCAUAAGUGGUGCGCACAUGACCAACCAAGCCACAAGUCAUUUUUACAAAGGUAGAGAGAUCUUUGGGGCUUUACUGACCCCCCGCUUGCCAGUCUGGGUGCCUUUCUUUUUUCGUAUGUAAAGUAAAAGAGGUUUUGUCUUUCAACAGCUGCCCCUCUGACACUACUGUGACUAUUUUUGAAAACGCCAAAGACAGCCGCUCCAUGUUCAAGUUCAACUCAUUCCGCUUCCAACGGCUGGAGAAGGUGUCCACUGUCUGGCUUCACUGUGAGGUCACGGUUUGUGAUGGAGAGAGACUCAACUGUCUGCCUGUGAGUAGAAACACUCAGUAGGUUUACAUGCACAGGCAAGUCAAGCUACAGUUAUAGCUUGAUUAGAAAAUAAACUGGACUGCUGUUAUUGUACCAGUUUUACAUCUCCUUUUACAUAUUAUAAACAACAGGAUGAGAAUUUUUUGGCAGGAAAAUAAAAACACAAAAAAUACAGCUUUUGUCCACAUGGGGCGCCAAAUCAACACAGACCGAAUGUUCCUUAUAGGAGCUUUAGACUAAUACUUGAAGCCUUUGCACCGGUUAUUUGCCUCCCUCUUCUGGCAAAUGGAGGAAAUACACAAAAAAUACUCAAUGAUUUAUCAUGAAAAAAAAGUGAUGCAGUUUAAAAGACAUAGCUUGAAACACAUAUAUUACAAAGACAAACCUGUUCAGAGGCGUUAACACUACAUUUGUCUGCUGGUCUGUUUCUCUCUACAGGCUCCAGUAUCAAUCCUCACUUUUAACCACUUUACCUUUUUCCAACAUUCAUACAUUUUCACGUUUUCCAGCAAUAGAAACUUUUCUGGGACAGUUUUCAGGUUUUCUUGUCAUACCUUCUGCUGUUGUUUUGCUUUACACCUCCACAGCUGUUUUACCCAAAGUACAUGAAAAUUUGUUUCUUCUCCUAGAGCCCGUGCUCAGUAAGAAGUCUGUCAACAGAAGCAGAACCAAGUGGGGGGAUCCUGACUGCAGAGUUUCACCUUAAAGGCACAGUACACCUUCAUUAAAUACUUGAUGUAAAAAGUAAAAAAGAAAACCCUCGGUCAUUUCGAAAAAUGCUUAUUUCAGAUUUACUUGUUCCUUUUUUGUGUAUAAAUAUAUAUAUCUUUAUCAAUAUUUGUUGAUGAGUUUAAUUCUCUUGACUGUGUUUUGAAUCCUAAUAAUCCACCGUAUUUUUACAGGUUAUACAUCCUCCAACGAUGGACAGACAAAAGGUGAAUAGAUCUUGCUGAUGAUCAGACAGUUGUUUACGUCCUAAAUUAGAUAUUCAUUCAGUAAAUUGUUUCUCUUUUCUUUCACAGACACGUCACUCUUUAUUCUGCUGGCAGUCCUGAUAAACACCUGCUACGAUUUAGUGAUUCGAUCAAUAAUUUAGUGAAAGUGUACAGAUAGAUAAUCAGCGGCAACAUCAUCCAG